Molecule: messenger RNA, 4003 nt
Organism: Nerophis lumbriciformis (worm pipefish)
Lineage: Eukaryota; Metazoa; Chordata; Actinopteri; Syngnathiformes; Syngnathidae
Gene: deptor
Product: DEP domain containing MTOR-interacting protein
Biological process (GO): negative regulation of TOR signaling; intracellular signal transduction; positive regulation of GTPase activity
Cellular component (GO): plasma membrane
Molecular function (GO): GTPase activator activity; protein binding; guanyl-nucleotide exchange factor activity
Source: RefSeq, a predicted model, not a curated record
CCGCCCCUCCCCAUGCGGGAGACUGUAUGGAGGAAAAUGUGCGGUCCUUCUCAAUGUUUAUGCGCGACGAACACACCCGAACAUCUACGGGACCUAAUCGAAGAUUCAUCGAUGAAGAGGACGGCCGCGGUGCACGAUGACGGAGACAUGAAUUAACGUGUUGAAACAUAUUGGAGGAGGGAGAGAAAAAAAGUCUGCAGCUGAUGGAGCUGCUUCACUGUCACACAUUUGAUCUUUCACUCGCUGGGACGAUUUAAACGUCAACUACUCUUCUUCUUCAUGUUUUUUAAAAGAGACAUGGACGGUAUCGGCAUCAGCAUGCAGACCAAGGCUGCUGAGCUGGAGCGCCUGGCGGAAAAGCUCGUUACCGGGGAGCAGCUCAGGUUGCGGCUCCAUGAGGGGAAAGUCAUUAAAGAUCGGCGCCAUCACUUGCGAACGUACCCAAACUGUUUUGUGGCCAAAGAGCUCAUUGAUUGGCUGAUCGAGCACAAAGAGGCCUCAGAGAGAGAGACGGCCAUCAAGAUCAUGCAGAAGCUUCUUGACCAGAGCAUCAUCCAUCACGUUUGUGAUGAGCACCAGGAGUUCAAAGACAUGAAGUUGUUCUACCGCUUCCGGAAAGACGACGGCACCUUUCCGCUGGACAACGAGGCCAAAGUGUUCAUGAGGGGGCAAAGGAUCUAUGAGAAGUUGAUGAACACAGAGAACAGCCUGUUGCAGACCAGGGAGGAGGAAGGCGGGACCUUCGAGCGGACGCUGGUGGCCGCCGAGUUCAUUGACUGGCUGGUCCAAGAGGGCGAGAUGGCGACCAGGGAGGAGACGGAGCAGCUGGGACGACGCCUCCUCGAGCAUGGCAUCAUCCAGCAUGUCACCAACCAGCAUCACUUUGUGGACGGUCCACUCCUCUUCCAGUUCAGGAUGAACUUUCGGAGGAGGCGGCGGCUGAUGGAGCUUCUCCAUGAGCGAGGCCGCGGCAUUCCCGAGAGUCACGACAGCCCCUUCUGUCUCCGCAAACAAAACUCGGACGGAGGCAACACCAGCUUUCUCUCAGUGAGUCCGACCAAAGAGAUCAAGGUGGUGGUUGGCGUGCGGCGCAGUAGCAUGAGCAGCAGCUGUGGCAGCAGCGGGUACUACAGCAGCAGCCCAACACUCAGCAGCAGCCCGCCCGUCCUCUGCAACCCCAAGUCUGUUCUGAAGAGGCAAGUGAGUCCAGAGGAGCUUCAGACGCCCGGAGGGCCUUUUCUGAAGAAGACCUUUACAAUCGUAGGCGACGCUGUGGGCUGGGGAUUCGUCGUGCGAGGUAGCAAACCCUGUCACAUCCAGGCCGUGGACCCCGGGGGACCUGCAGCGGCUGCAGGCAUGAAGGUUUGUCAGUUUGUGGUGUCGGUGAACGGACUGAACGUCCUCACUCAGGACUACAGGACAGUGAGCAACCUGAUCCUCACUGGACCCAGGACAAUCGUCAUGGAAGUCAUGGAGGAGAUGUGACAUCAUCACCUGAGGAGAAAGAGGGAACUUGGAGGUGUUGCAAAAGCAGCAUCCAGAUGGAGAAAGAGGAUGAAAGCAACAACUGCAAAAAAUGUGCAGGUUCUUCACUCUUUUAUUUUUGCAAGCACACGCACAAAAAUGAGAGAUUUUGACUCCACCAGUCGUCAAGAUUUAUCUCUUUCACUUUAAGGACAAUCACAAUCCAAAUGUCCAUAACACAAAAUGGAGAUGAAGAUAUCUAAGAGAAGAUAUCUCAUGCUAACCACCUCCAGUGACCUUUUCCCCACUUACUGUACCAUUAAUGAGUGGCAGCUUUGGAUAGCUCAGUGCUGCCCCCAGCAGGACAGGAAGACACACAACUGACUUACAUUGACUGGCAAUGUAAACAAAUGUUCACAGUAUGUUUACGCCAAGAAGGUAUGUUUUACUCAAUUGAGGUGUGCGGGUUUGUAACAAUAAAAAGCUCCAUAGCUACAUAUCUAACAACUUAAAUCAUUUUUAAAAACAAAACAAAAUCUUGUUUUUUGACUUUCUGAAGAAUAAUUUCAUUUGCUGAGAAAUUGUUGGAGGGAAAAACUGUAAAAAUAACAACCACACAUUGUGUCAUGAAUGCAUUAUUAUUGAAAAUCAUUUAAAACUGCAUAAAACAUUGAGCCAAUCCAAACUCAAAUGUAAGCGACAAAUACACAGAUUAGGGUGACUCUCGGUAACAAAUGUAUCUUUAAAGAAAACACAACGCUGUCAUCAAGUAGCGCACAUACACACAUCCCUGCUUUUAUUUUAACGUUUCACCAUGGACUUCAUAAAACUGCAUUAUAAUGAUGAUAAACAGGUGAUAAACAGGGUCAAAUACACCACGGAAUGUAUUAGCAAUCGCAGAGAAGCACUUGGAAGUAGUCCAUUUGUGUUUCCCCUGACAAAAGCACUUAUAAAACUAUACAUAAUUAAUAUGUUCAUUAUGCAGUAUGAUAGCAGUGGCAAUUUAAAUUUAGCUACCUUUACUACCUUCAACUUUACCAAUUUAAUAAGCUAGUAAAUGCAUACAAUUACUUGUAGUUUAAUGUAUUGUGUGCAGAAACGAAUACAUGCUUAAUGUUCUAAUAUUCUACUGUACUGUAUGAGUAAUACGUGCUAUUAUGUUGUCCUUUGUAGACAUAGCCACAUUAGAAGGGUGCACACUGUACAUGCACGGGACAUAACAUUAGGUACACCCAAUAAUGUUCAACACAAAAAAUAUGUCUUUAAGAAGUUAGUAAUGUGCUGUUUUAGUUCACUUUGUCAUUUUACUAAAUAAGUUUCUCAAGUCAAAAUAUUAGGAACAAUAAUAAACACAAUUUAAACGUCGUAAUUAUGGCUGGGCUUUUGUUUAUUUACCUAAAAAGGAUGAGACAAUUGGAGAGAGGCUGUUAUUUUUUAAAUGUAAAAACUCAUUAUAUAUUUUUUUUAACUUUGCUUAUGAUUUGGAGUGCAUGAGAAAGUGGAAACGUAGCUCACCACUAGGCCAUUAAAUGUAAAGAAGUACAUUGCACAACACAGCAACAAUGUUGUGAUAGUGGCAAGGAGCAAACUGCUGAGCAAGCAUUAAUACGGCUGGUGAGUUUAUCGUAAGCACCAUUUUAAAGCACAGGCAGAGGUAGAUAAAGCUACUGGAUGUGGAGUUAACAAAAUACUACUUAAGAAGGUUGCCUACAGCCACAAAUGUUAAUGUUAAUUAGUUGUGUUUAUAUUGUUUGUUUUUAUUUUGUAACACACAUCCAGGAAAUAUUAGACACUUACGGUUAAAUGGUUUGAGUUAAAUUCGAACAUGCAUAUACAGUUACAAUAUAAUGCUUCACAUUUUUCCCGUUUUUCGUUACACCAUAUCAAAAAAGUAGGAUGAAGCAGAGUUUAAUUAAUCCUAGCCCUUUUCCAUUUAAUAGCAAUUACUAACACAUUUGUUCUCCUUCAAAUCAAAUCCAUAAAUAAUACAGUUCUCAAUAAAGAGUAGAAUAACUUGUAAUUUACAUAAGAUGAAUGAGAUUAUUUUGGUGGUUCACUGAAUACAUUGGUGUAUUUGGAACAUUUAUGGGGCGUUUUAGACUAGAAAAUGUAAUUCCUUUAGAAAAUAUGAAAUAAAUAAACGACUUGAGGACAAUAAUCAUAUGAAUCAAAGACAACAACAUAUUAUAGAUUUUUAAUGUUUGUUUUUAGAAAGUGGUGAUUUGCAGUACAAUACAUGAGAAUGAUUAAAAAGGAUUUAGUAGAUGAAUAGAUAUGAAGUGAAUAUAAAUGAUUUGCUGCUUGUUUUGAGGCCAUUGUCAUCUUGCAGAAAAAAAAUACUGUCGGAAGAAUGAAAAAAUAUAUUUUUGACCAGGAAUAGUAUUAUAGUCAAUUAUUUGACCAUGUCAAUCAAAACAGGGCGUUCAUAUUUUUCUGUGAAUAUUGGAUUAGGUGUUCCCAAUGUAGUGUCAGGUUUGUGUACAGUACAUGGCAACAUGAUCUUUAACCAUGAAGUAUGCACAAUAAAGUAUCGGCCUGA